UUUAUUCCCUAAAAGGCCCCAUUCUUUUUCUCACUCCGGCGAGCCAAUGUAGAGCGAGAAGAGAUCUCCAUUCCAAUGGAAGACCUCUUCCUAUUCUAUCCCUCCUCCACCCUUCGCCACCUUUCCAAAUUCCCCUUCCUCGUUCCCAGAACACCCAAACCUUCCCAAAAUGCCCCUCGCCCUCGUCCUUCUCUUCCAACCCGAGGCCUCAGCCUUUCCGUCCCUUCCCUCGUCUCUCUUCCCGAAAAGCCCCCCAAAUUCUCCUCUCUCUCCCCCGCCGCUGAGAAGCUCGUCUUUCUCGAAUCCCUAGGCAUUGACCCCUUCUCCUACCGUCCGAUCCUCUCCAUCCCUCUCUCCGAUCUCAAAUCCACCGUUGAUUUCCUCCUCUCUCUAAGCUUUUCCUCGCCGGAGAUCCGCCGGAUCGCCGGCAUGUGCCCUGAGAUCCUCGCGUCUUCACCAUCCGAUCUCGCCCAUGCCAUCACCUUCCUCCUCCGCGAGGCCGGAGUUUCCGGCAGCGACCUCCGCCACGUGAUCAACCGUCGGCCACGCCUUCUCGUCUCCUCUGUCGCCGGCCGGCUUCGCCCAACCCUCUACUUCCUCCAAAUGCUCGGGAUUUCCCACGUAACAAGACACACCGACCUCCUGUCUUGCAGUGUCGAGGAGAAGCUCAUCCCUAGGCUGGAGUUCCUCGAAAGAUCCGGGUUUUCAUCAAGAGAAGCUCGGGCGAUGGUGAGGAGAUUUCCGCAGCUUUUCUGCUAUAGCAUUGAGGAGAACUUGAGGCCAAAGUUGAGAUUUUUAUUAGAGAAAAUGGAGAGAGGGUUGGAGGAGGUGAGGGAGUUCCCGCAGUACUUCUCGUUUAGUUUGGAGAAGAGAAUAAGGCCCCGGCACAUUGCUUGUGUGGAGAAGAAGGUGGUAUUGAUGCUUCCGGCCUUGCUGAGACCCAAGGAUGAGGAGUUUGCUUCGCGAUUGGAGGUAUGUGUAUCUUCUUCGCCGCCCAUGAGGUGUUCACCGCUUUGCCAAUGAGAUUUUGGGUAGUGGAAUGUGAAUUCUUUUGUUGUAUAAUAUAAUGUACAUUACUUUCAAUUGAAAUGAUGAUAUGGGAGGAUGAUGUUUCACUAGC
This is a messenger RNA of Dioscorea cayenensis subsp. rotundata (Guinea yam), 1120 nucleotides long. RefSeq names its product transcription termination factor MTEF1, chloroplastic-like. Gene Ontology annotation, biological process: regulation of DNA-templated transcription. Lineage: Eukaryota; Viridiplantae; Streptophyta; Magnoliopsida; Dioscoreales; Dioscoreaceae. The transcript has a single exon. Gene Ontology annotation, molecular function: double-stranded DNA binding. The record is from RefSeq and is a predicted model, not a curated record. Bases 76 to 1023 code for a protein of 315 amino acids.